Messenger RNA from Eimeria acervulina, 2103 nucleotides. RefSeq lists its product as hypothetical. Bases 1 to 2103 code for a protein of 700 amino acids. The transcript is spliced from 7 exons. NCBI's taxonomy places the organism in Eukaryota, Apicomplexa, Conoidasida, Eucoccidiorida, Eimeriidae. The record is from RefSeq and is a predicted model, not a curated record.
AUGGCUGAAGACAAUGGAGGGCUGCAGCAGAGAGACGCAGCAGCAGCAGCAGCAGCAGCAGCAGCAGCAGCAGCAACUUCUCCGUCUGUACUCACUUCUAUACGCAGGAGACUCCUAGGGCUGCUUCAACCAGAGCAACAGCAGCAGCAGCAGCAACAGCAGCAACAGCAGCAGCAGCAGCAGCAACACGUCCUCUGCGUUUUAACAGCCGACUCUCCCCCAGAGAACGAACUACCAGCAGCAGCAGCAGCACCACCACCAUCACCAGCAGCAGCAUCCCCAGCAGCAGCAGCAGGAGCAGCAGCAGCAACACCAGGAGCAACAGGAGGAGCAGAAGCAGCAGCAGCAACAGCAGGGGCAGCAGCAGGAGCAGCAGGAGGAGGGUUUAGUUUAUUGAUGCUGUUUUUAAUACUAUCAAAUUUGCUGCUGUAUGCUGACAGAGGCGUUGUCCCCGGUGCUGCAGCAGAAGUUGCUGCGUUCGUAGAAGCAAAUAUGACUGUGGGGUCUACCAGUGCUUAUGUAGGGGCAGGAGGUGCUGCUCUAUUCCCUAUGGGUGUGAGGUUGUAUCGAAUGCAGCAGCAGCAGCAGCAACAACAACAACUGCAGCAGCAGCAACAACAACAACUGGCGCCGCAGCAGCAAAUGCUGCAGCAACAACCCCAGCAGCAGCAGCAGCAGCAGCAGCAGCAGCUCGCGCUCGAACCGGAAACAGCAGCAAAUUCACCUCCACUCCCCACUUUUGCUGCAGCGGGAGAGCAGCAGCAACAGCAGCAGCAGCACGAGCAGCAGCAGCAGCAGCAGCAGCUCAAUUCCAUUGCGGGGAGCAGCAACGGCAGCAACAACAGCAGCAACAACGACAACAACAUCAGCAGCAGCACGAACAGCAGCAGCAGCAACAACGACAACAACAACAGCAGCAGCAGCAGCAGCACGAGCAGCAGCAGCAGCAGCAGCAGCAGCAGCGGUUUAGGGUUUUGCGAGCAGCUGCGCCGUGUGGAGUCGCUUCCUUUUGCAUGCAUUUGCUAUGCUUACGGUGUAUAUGCAGCUGUGCUGCAAGCAGCCGGCUCAUUUCUACCCUUCGUUUGUUUGUCUCUUUGCUUAUUUCCUUCGGAGAUAAAAGCAGCAGCAACAAUCAGUGCUACUGUAGCACUAGCAGGAUUCUCAGAGGCUCUUGAAGGGAGAGCUGCUGCUGCUGCUGCUGCUGAUGCUGCUGCUGCUGUCGCUGCUGCAUCGUUGCACGGGCCAAGAAGCUCUCAACCAGCAGCAGCAGAAGCAGCAGCAGUAGAAGCAGCAGCAGAAGCAGCAGCAGAAGCAGCAGCAGCAGCAGCAGCAGUAGCAGCACCGUACGCCGCUGUCGCUGCUAAGAAUAGAAGCAGCAAAAUUUGCUGCGGAGAAACGACUGCAGCAGCAGCAGCAGAAGCAGAAGCAGCAGUACCAGCUGCUGCUGCUGCUGCAGCAGCAGCAGCAGCCAAUGACAGCCUCACGCAGCAACAGAGGGAAUCUGCUGCCUUUGCAGAAGAGCGAUGCAGGCUGCUGCGUCUGCAUGAACUGUGUGGAGGUGCUGCUUACUCCACAGCUGCCGCUGCGGCAUUUCUGGUCGCUGCCUGCUACAUGGUCAGUUUGUCUCUCGCGAUUCUCAACUCUGUGCCUCAUGAAGGCCGCUUCUUAGCCAAUGCAAUUUGCAUCUGCUACAUGCAUGCGCUAGGAGAUGUGCCGUCUCCUUUCUUCUAUGGAUGGCUGAAGGACUUCCUCGCACCUGCAUGCGCCCAACUCGGGCCCGAUGGGAGGGUUACUGCAGACUGUUUGCGUGAAAGCAGCGGCUUGCGGCUGAUGAUGUUGUGUAUGUACGCUCCAAUUAUUUUAAUGUCUUUGGCUGUGUUCGCUGCAAAAUCAAAGGGAAAGGCGAUGCUGCAGCAGCAGCAGCAACAGCAGCAGCAGCAGCAGCAGUCGCUGCAGCAGCAGCACCAGCCGCUGCAACAACAGACGCUGCAGCAGCAGCAGAUGCUGCAGCAGCAGCAGAUGCUGCAGCAGCAGCAGAUGCUGCACUCAGGUGAAGAAACCACAAGGCAGCAGCAACCGGGGGGCCCCCUUAGCGCUUCCUGA